Messenger RNA from Mucor velutinosus, 1461 nucleotides. RefSeq names its product Protein-tyrosine-phosphatase. The coding region runs from base 1 to 1461 and encodes 486 amino acids. Gene Ontology annotation, cellular component: cytosol. NCBI's taxonomy places the organism in Eukaryota, Fungi, Mucoromycota, Mucoromycetes, Mucorales, Mucoraceae. The record is from RefSeq and is a predicted model, not a curated record. The transcript is spliced from 10 exons.
AUGCGGCAUCUACUCGACCAUUUGUUGAGUUACAAAAAUGGCAUAGAAACAUCAGAUCAGCUUGAAACAGCAUUGGAAGAAGCAAUCAAGAGAACACUUCAAGACAACACGUUUCGAGUGCAACUCGGCGCAUCAGAUGACUAUUGGAAAUUAUACAAUGCUGCAUUCUUGACACUUUCACAAGAUACCAAUGAGCAGUGUGUCAUCAACCUGAUCAAACUGACUCGAAACAUCGUAGCAGGCGAAUAUGAAAACCAGAAGUUAGCCAUUCAAUAUGGAGCAUUGUACAGGAUUGAGGAGUUUUUAGCCGAGAAGAUUGCUAGCCCCAGCGAUAACACUACAAUACUGCAAGUGUGUACGCAAGCCAUUUGCAACAUGAUUACCAAUAAUGCAACAGCCAUUGAUUUCAUAUGGAAAGUGUGGAUGUCGAAUGAAAAACGGGGAUCUGUAUGGAGUUACAUGUUAUCCAAGAGCGAUACUACCUUGAUUAUGAGCACACUUGUGUUGAUUAUCAACUGUAUUCGAGGCAGCCAACAGAGAUGUGAUCUACUAGUGUCCAAAAAGAUGGGCCAAGAUAUCAUUGCUGCUAUAUUAGGAGAUAUAGAAAGGUUACAUGGAUACGAACAAGACAAAAAUUUUGAAUUGGGGUAUACAGUCAUUAGUGAAUUAAUUACAUUUGGCCAUUUCAACACUCUAUAUCAACAUGUCGAUGAUGCAAGCGACAAGAAUCCAGUCAGUGAUCAUCAAGUGAUCUUGUUGAAGUUACUCGACUCCAAAAUUCAUGCGCAUCAGAAAGAACAGAGCUUCCCAGCUUUCAUUCGGCACGAGGAACUGAAGUUUCUCACUGUUCAAUUGAACCUGAUUGGAAAACAGGCAUUGCAAGUGAUUGUACAAGUCAAGGAAAAUGGAAGUCAGUUGCAACCUGAUCAGAUUUCCAAUGUUUACACGGCCAUUGUCCUGCUGCUCCAGAUUUUAAAUGAACUGUUUGUGCUGGACGAAGAUCACUGCCACGGCACUAAGCCUCUCUUGGUGGAUGCCGAUGCACUGACGCUUGUUACCGACAUGCUGGGUCAUCUCGAGACACUCAAGGUCCCAGCACCUACACCAGCGACAUCUCAGAACGAUGAUACUGAUCCGCAAGCAGGGUUUCAUUUUCUCAAAAGAGAAUGUGUUCGUAUGAUGGGAACAAUGUGCUAUAAAGACAAGUCCAUGCAAGACAAGAUUCGCCAAUUGGGUGGAAUUCCACUUGUUCUGUGUCAGUUCAAAAUCGAUGAUUCAAAUCCAUAUCUUCGAGAGUAUGCGACAGUUGCUUUGCGUAAUAUCAUGGAAAAUAACCCAGAGAAUCAAAAGCUGAUAGAGGAACUUAAGCCUGAACAAGUGGUAGAGACAGAAGAGUUGAAACAAAUGGGUAUUGUGCCAGAACUUACGCAAGAUGGCAAGUUACGCAUAAAACGGCCAUAA